This is a messenger RNA of Paramecium sonneborni, 1044 nucleotides long. The record is from the annotation of a GenBank genome assembly. Lineage: Eukaryota; Ciliophora; Oligohymenophorea; Peniculida; Parameciidae.
AUGGGAAAUAAAACAUUAUGUUGUUCUGGUUCUGAUCAUUUUGGGAGUAGUUCAAAAAUGAGUCUAUAACCUAAUAUUGCAGCUCAUGCAUCAUUUGCUGGUUGCAAAAUAAAUUUAAGUUAUAGCAAAUUAUUGUUUAAUGAAGAUGUCGAUACAAUAGUCCUAAUUGUAAGUAAUAGAUUAAAAAUGGGAUAAAAUAUGGAGGAUCUCCUUAAGUAUAACUAUUACUUAAUAAAUUAGAAAACAUGGAGGGUAAUCUGUGAUGAAUGAAUUGAAAUAAGUACGUUUAAAUGAAGGUUGUAAACUUGAAUUAGGUUAAGUAGUGUAUACUCAUGCAGGAGAUGUAUAAAUUUGAAACAUAAAUUAUAGAUGGACUAUGAUUACAUAAUAUAUACAGUAUUGUCUAGUGGUUGUGAAACAACUAUGAUGAUGCCAAAAAGUUCAUAUAUUACUGAAGGCUCUACUGAUUUUCAACCUACUGAAUCUUUAUAAGAAGGUUUAAAAUAGUAAAUAGAUGGAGUUCAUAUUUACACUGAUAAAAUGAAUGAUUCAUAAUAAACACAUGAGAGAUAAAAUAUUUAUGAAUGCAUGAUUAAUUGUCUUCAAUUAGCAACAAAUUUAGGAGUUAAAUCUAUUGCUUUUCCUUUAUUGGAACCAUUUAAUGGACAUAUUUCUAAAUCUAAAAUUGCAGCUAUUAUGUUAUUUGCUAUCAAAUAAUUUCUAAAAGACAAUUCGAAGAUAUCUUUAGAGGAAAUUAAAAUUAGCUCUUAGGUAUAUCAAUUAUACUUAUUUUAGGAUACUUAAGUUAUUCGUUUAUUUAAAUAUAUAAUUAAUCAUAUAUUAUGUGACAAUUCAGAAAUGACUAUUGAUUCCAAAAACAAAUCUGCAAUCAAAUAAAAAGACUUAAAAACUAGUUCUAUUUACAGUCACAGUGAUUACGAUGAAAAUGAAUAAAUUGAUUAAAUGAAAGUUGAUGAUCUAAUGAAAUUUUUCCAUGCCUAUGAUGAAGGAAAGGAAACAAAUAAACGUAAAAGCUCUUUUUGA